This is a messenger RNA of Telopea speciosissima, 2395 nucleotides long. Its product is annotated as transcription initiation factor TFIID subunit 12b-like. Gene Ontology annotation, cellular component: SAGA complex; transcription factor TFIID complex; SLIK (SAGA-like) complex. Bases 133 to 2091 code for a protein of 652 amino acids. Gene Ontology annotation, biological process: DNA-templated transcription initiation; RNA polymerase II preinitiation complex assembly. NCBI's taxonomy places the organism in Eukaryota, Viridiplantae, Streptophyta, Magnoliopsida, Proteales, Proteaceae. Gene Ontology annotation, molecular function: protein heterodimerization activity; DNA binding; TBP-class protein binding. The transcript is spliced from 9 exons. The record is from RefSeq and is a predicted model, not a curated record.
GGAAACCCAGACGAUAAUUUUGCUUCUCUUCUGCCUCAGCUGUUCUAAUCGUUUCUUUCGCUUCUUCUCCCCCUCUCGCAAUGAUUUAGCUUUGUCUCGUCGAACCUUGAAUAUCAGAAUUUAUCAGAUAAAAUGGCAGAAAAUCCAUCGUCCUCCCCAAUGUCUAUUCAGACGGCGAAUGUGGUUGGUUCGAUCGCUCAGAAUCCAUCAAACCCUAACCUUCAUUCGCCGGCGAACGUUUCUCCUUCCCCUUCACUGGAAAUAUCACAAAUUUCAUCCCCUCAGCUUCCGCUAACCCAAACUGCUUCUACUGCUGCAGCCGGUGGUGUUCAAUCUCCAUUAACCCCAUCACAGCAGCAGAUUAUGAGCCCCACGGUUGGAUUGGAUUACCAGCAGAAACAACCACAUCAACAACUUCAACAAGCACAGCAGCAAUUGCAGCAACAACAGCAGAAUUUAGUUUCUCCUUCGAAUUUCCAAAUUCAGCAGAGUAUGCACAGGUCAACGUCGAUGUCACGGAUGAAUCAGAUCCAACAACAGCAGCAACUUGGUACAGCCGCUGGUGGGAUGCGAUCACAAGCGGGAAUUUAUGGGCAGAUGAAUUUUGGUGGUUCCCACCUUCAACAACAGCAACAACAGCAGCAGAUGGGUAGUGGCAGUUUGUCGCGGUCGGCAUUGAUUGGGCAGGGCUCGCAAGUUAGUGGUCACCUGCCCAUGCUGUCAGGACAAGCUGCGGCGGCAGCUGCCCAGUUCAAUUUGCAGCCCCAGUUACUCGCUCAGACGAGGCAGAAGACAGGUUUAGUCCAAGGAUCCCAAUUUCUUCCUGGUAAUAAUCCAGGUCAGACGUUGCAAGGAAUGCAGGCAAUGGGAAUGAUUGGGUCACUUGGUCUGAGUGCACAGCUAAGAGCAAAUGGGGCCCUUCCAUAUGCUCAACAACGGAUGAAUCAAGGCCAAAUGAAGCCUCAACAAUUGUCUCAACAAACUUCGCUUACCUCUCCUCAGAAGCUACAGGCUCAAAGCCUUCCAAGGACAUCAUCACUUGCAUCCUUGAACCCACAAUUAUCUGGUUUAGGUCAAAAUGGGCAAACGGCUGUGAUGCAAAAUACCUUAUUGCAGCAGCAGUGGUUGAAGCAAAUGCAACCAUCAGUUUCUGCUCCAGGCUCUCCUUCAUACCAUCUACAGCAACAACAGCAACAUCAGAGGCAGCAAGCUUUCUUGCAACAACAACUUGCUUCAUCGCCUCAAAUGAUCCAGAAAUCCAUGGCCUUGAACCCACAACAAAUAUCUCAACUAAUUCAGCAGCCACCACAGCUGGGUACACAGCAGCAGCUGCAGCAGCUUCAGCAGCAACAGCAACAGCAGCAGCAGCAGCAGCAGCAACAACAACAGCAACAACAACAGCAACAACAACAACAACAACAACAGCAACAAUCACAACAACAGAAACCGCAACAACUACAACAACCUUUGCAACAGCAGCAGCAGUCUCCAAGGAUGUCGGGACCCGCUGUCCAGAAAUCUUUGAGUUUGACUGGAUCACAGCCUGACACUCCUGCAUCUGGUACAACUACACCAGGGGGGAGUUCAAGCCAUGGAACAGAAACGAGCAAUCAACUUCUUGGAAAGAGAAAAAUACAGGAUCUGGUCUCACAGGUGAAUUUACAGGGGAAGUUGGAUCCUGAAGUCGAAGACCUUCUUCUAGAGAUAGCUGAUGACUUCAUUGAUUCGGUUACAACAUUUGCGUGCAAUCUGGCGAAACAUAGGAAAUCUUCGACCCUAGAAUCCAAGGAUGUAUUGCUGCAUUUGGAAAAGAAUUGGCGUUUGAAGAUUCCAGGAUUUACAAGUGAGGAGCAGAAAUGCCAAAGGAAAUCUUUGCCAGGGGAUCUCCACAAGAAGCGCCUUGAGAUGAUCCGAUCAUUAAUGGAAUCCUCACACCCUGAAAUGAAUGCAAGUAAUGCUAAAGAACUGAACAGACCGGGUGUCAGCAACCCAGUUGGUGUUAACCACCCAAUUAGAUCGCCUCCCGGUUCAGACCAUUUGGUUUCACAAUCCAUCAGUCCUUCAAUGCUGCAGCAAGUUCCGCGAUAUUAAUGUGCCAUUUGAUUGAGCUUCACUUUGUGGAUCUAUUGGUUGGAUUGAUGAAAAUUCCAGCUUCUAUUAUUGAUGAGACUUUUAGAUACCAACUUUCCAUGAGAGAUGCAUGCGUGCUUGAUGGUCCUCAAUACAUUUUCUUUUUACCCUUACUCUUAAGUUAUGCCAUAUUUAUCAGACUAUGGUAUUCAUUUGUCAUUGUGAUCCUUUAUCUUUUGCUUGCUCUACUGGUUCGGGAGGAGCACUUAUGCAGCCUCUCUGUAAAGAAAAGGGUCUGUUUCUGCAAAAGCUGAUUGAUAGGAAA